Molecule: messenger RNA, 2389 nt
Organism: Neomonachus schauinslandi (Hawaiian monk seal)
Lineage: Eukaryota; Metazoa; Chordata; Mammalia; Carnivora; Phocidae
Gene: STARD7
Product: StAR related lipid transfer domain containing 7
Exons: 8
Coding region: 495-1637 (380 amino acids)
Molecular function (GO): lipid binding
Source: RefSeq, a predicted model, not a curated record
GGGUAGGUUGUAGGCGAGCAGCGCAUGUGGCGGACGCGGAACGCUUGGGACCUCACUUGCUGCCGCGACUGAGCCGCCCACCUCGCUGCUUCCCAGGCGCUCUACACCACGAGCCCUGGAGCCGGGUUGAGGACGGCAAGGAGGCAGGGGGCCAACGGGGCUGACCGGCGUCGGUCCGUCGGGUUCGCGGCCCUAGCCUACGAACGAACGCCUCUUGGCAGCGGUUGCGAGGCCACCCCCGCUGCUGUGCCAUGACCGACUCUCUCCGCAAAGGGGACUCUUCCUCAGCGGUUGCUGCAGAGAGAGAUGAAAAGCCUGUUAGAUCGUGAGACGAGUUCGGGGUCGGCCAGUUAGGAGCACUUGGCAUCAGGCCGCAGCGCCUUCCCGGGCUCGUUCCUUUUGCCCUCUGAGGGAGGCCUAGUUCGCCUCCGGGCGCGCGGCGGGGGGGGGGGCGGUGAGUAAGGGGGAGUCUGGGCGGAGCGCGCGCAAACGACAUGUUCCUGCGGAGGCCGCCGGCCCUUGCCGCCUGGCUGGCGGGCGCGGCGGCGGUGGGGCGCGCGGGGGCGCGGGGCGGGGGCCUGCUCGCCCUGCUGGCCAAUCAGUGUCGCUUCGUGACGGGCCUGCGUGUGCGGCGCGCGCAGCAGAUCGCGCAGCUGUACGGCCGCCUCUACUCGGAGAGCUCGCGCCGCGUCCUCCUCGGACGCCUCUGGCGCCGGCUGCGAGGCCGCCCUGGUCAUGCCUCUGCCUUGAUGGCGGCGCUCGCUGGCGUGUUCGUGUGGGACGAGGAGAGGAUCCAGGAGGAGGAGCUGCAGAGAUCUGUUGAUGAAAUGAAACGGUUGGAGGAAAUGUCACAUAUGUUUCAGCGCUCUGGAGUUGAAUGCCACCCUCCAGAACCAAAAUCACAGAGAGAAGGAAAUGAAGAUUCAGGGGGCAAAGAACAGCCAUGGGAAAUGGUGAUGGAUAAGAAACACUUUAAGCUCUGGCGGCGCCCUAUUACAGGCACCCACCUUUACCAGUACAGAGUUUUUGGAACCUACACAGAUGUGACACCUCGGCAGUUCUUCAAUGUUCAGCUGGAUACAGAAUAUAGAAAAAAGUGGGAUGCCCUGGUAAUCAAGCUGGAAGUGAUUGAGAGGGAUGUGGUUAGUGGUUCUGAGGUUCUUCACUGGGUAACCCAUUUUCCUUAUCCGAUGUACUCUCGGGAUUAUGUUUAUGUUCGACGGUAUAGCGUGGAUCAGGAAAACAAUGUGAUGGUGUUGGUGUCACGUGCUGUGGAGCACCCUAGUGUUCCAGAGUCUCCAGAAUUUGUAAGGGUCAGAUCGUAUGAAUCCCAGAUGGUUAUCCGUCCCCACAAGUCAUUUGAUGAGAAUGGCUUUGACUACUUGUUGACAUACAGUGACAAUCCCCAGACUGUGUUUCCUCGCUACUGCGUUAGCUGGAUGGUUUCCAGUGGCAUGCCAGAUUUCCUGGAGAAGCUGCACAUGGCCACUCUUAAAGCCAAGAACAUGGAGAUCAAAGUAAAGGACUAUAUCUCGUCUAAGCCUCUGGAAACCGGUAGUGAAGCCAAGGCUACCACCCCAUCUUCCGAGCGGAAGAAUGAGGGUAGUUGUGGCCCUGCCCGGAUCGAGUACGCUUAAAGGGCUUUGGGAUAAGAAGGGACAGGCUGCUUCUAGCCCUGUCUCAGUCCCUUAUCUGCUACAGAACAGGGACAUGUAUUCGAAGGCAUCUGCUGUAACCACCAGGGCAAGAUAACUCAGUAAGUGGUGUCCAGUUUCAUUCAGAGCCCUUAUUGCUCUUUAUCAAAACAGAAGAAGGAGGCAUCCAUGGGGGCGUUGUCAUAUUCUCAGGCCAAGCAUCUUGAAAUUCAGUAUUUCACUGAGCUAAUCUGGAACAAACCUCACCUCAGGCCAGAAGGGGACAACUUCUUUUUGCUUCCUCUGAGUGGUUUCCUCUGCCAACAUUCCAGUUCCCACCAUUGGUUCUGCAGCACUUGGGAUUUCCUUCAGUUCUGAAGGUCCAACUGGAAAGUGCAGUUGGCUGGUUGAGUCUUCAGUGAGGGGUCAUGGGGAGUGCUCUUGGUAACAGUUCUAGUGUUGAAUGGACGUGAACUGUUGUUUGGCAGUGUAAGUGCCUUGUCCUCACCCUGCUUCUAUCUUAGGGACAUCAGGUUUGUACCAAGAAAUUUCUCUCUGCCUCUCAGUACUACCCUAUUGACUCGCCCUACCCAAAGCAGUUUCUUUUGCAUUGGUCAGUUCUUCUGUAUUCAUGGACUAUAUUAAUUUGGAUCAUCGCCUCCUUCCUUAGCUCAUUCACCAAGAACACUGGGAAAUUAGUAUUUUCAGAUGGUGGUUUUCUGUGUCAUCAGUGUUUUGAUAGGGUUAAUGGCAAU